UUAAUCAACAUGGAUAUAAACGGGCCAGAGCAACCUGCGGAGAUUACGCUACGUAGCUGCCCCGGCACCACGCCUGGCACACCUCUAAGCAAAAACCAGUUGAAGAAGCAGCGGAAGCUAGCCGAAAUGCUGGAACAGCGAAAGUUGCGGCGCCAGAAGGAGCGCGAGCGCCGAAAGGAGAAAAAGGCUGUGGCCAAGGCCAAUGGGUUGCCGCUUAGUGCGGGACCCUCACGCAAGGAGCUGAAACGGCGGCAGCUAUCGGCAACCAGUAGUCAGAGCUCUGCUGAUGCGAUCAGCGUAGCAAUCGAUUUGGACUACGAUGACCUGAUGCAGGAGCGAGAUAUUGCCAAGUGUGUGAAGCAAUGUCUGCGUAUCUAUACGAUCAAUCGACGUGCAGCACAGCCGCUACGUUUGCACUUUACGGGCAUUAAGCGCGAGGGACACAUUCACGAAUGCUUUAAGAAGAACGACGGCUGGGAAAACUGGCACGUGGACUACCACUUUGAUCGCACGCACACGGAACUCUUCGACCAGAAGCAGUUGGUCUAUUUAACCUGCGAAUCGGAUACGGUACUGGAGCAUCCACAGCCCGGGCAUACGUAUGUGAUUGGCGGCCUUGUCGAUCACAACCAUUUGAAGGGUCUGUGCCAUCAACGUGCCACAAGUGCUGGACUCUUGACGGCGCGCCUGCCACUCAGCGAACACGUGGAUAUGAAGACACGUUCCGUGCUCAGCACCUUCCAUGUGUUUGAGCUGCUAACACGCGUGGCAGCUGGGCAGGAUUGGACGCAAGCGAUUCUAGAAACUAUUCCACAGCGUAAGGGUGCCAAAGCCAAGAUUAGCUUAGGCACAAAUGCGCAACUGAAGGAAGAGAAACCACGUGAGCCGCAGGAAGACGAACACAAAAAUCAGCCAAAGGCAGAAAGUUGACCUCAUUUGAAGUUGAAAUUAUU
This is a messenger RNA of Drosophila novamexicana, 953 nucleotides long. RefSeq names its product tRNA methyltransferase 10 homolog A. Gene Ontology annotation, cellular component: nucleoplasm; nucleus. Lineage: Eukaryota; Metazoa; Arthropoda; Insecta; Diptera; Drosophilidae. Gene Ontology annotation, molecular function: tRNA binding. Bases 10 to 930 code for a protein of 306 amino acids. Gene Ontology annotation, biological process: tRNA N1-guanine methylation. The record is from RefSeq and is a predicted model, not a curated record. The transcript has a single exon.